This is a messenger RNA of Haemonchus placei, 330 nucleotides long. The record is from the annotation of a GenBank genome assembly. Lineage: Eukaryota; Metazoa; Nematoda; Chromadorea; Rhabditida; Trichostrongylidae.
AUGGCCUUCGAAUAUGCCGCAUUGAACAACCGCAAAAAAGUGACAGCUAUUCACAAGGCGAACAUCCAGAAACUGGGAGACGGCCUCUUUUUGCAGGUUGUGAAGGAGAUGGCCAAAUCGGACUAUCCACAAAUCGAGUUCGACUCAAUGAUCGUCGAUAAUGCCUGCAUGCAACUCGUCUCCCGACCACAACAGUUCGAUGUUAUGCUGAUGCCGAACCUUUACGGAAAUAUCAUUUCGAACAUCGCUUGCGGACUUGUCGGAGGUCCCGGCUUGGUCUCUGGGAUGAACAUCGGUGAAGAGUAUGCCGUUUUUGAAACGGUACGUUAG